Molecule: messenger RNA, 3008 nt
Organism: Lagopus muta (rock ptarmigan)
Lineage: Eukaryota; Metazoa; Chordata; Aves; Galliformes; Phasianidae
Product: TBC1 domain family member 10B-like
Source: RefSeq, a predicted model, not a curated record
CUCCAAGACCCCAACGUCGGCCAUCUUGGAUUCCGAGACCCCUACCCCAACUUGUGUCGCUUCAGACUCAAAGGAGACGCCCCCCACCCCCCUGUCGGCCAUCUUGGACUCAGAGACCCCCCCAUCGGCCAUCUUGGAUUCCGAGACCCCUACCCCAACUUGUGUCGCUUCAGACUCAAAGGAGACGCCCCCCACCCCCCCGUCGGCCAUCUUGGCCCCAACCACGUCAUCCAUCUUAGACCCCCCGGAUCCUCACCGCCCCCCAGCGGCCAACGGCCCCACGCGGGGGGUCGCAGAGCAGCCUGGGGCCCGGGAUCCCGUCUCCGCGCCGUGGGGCCGAGGCCGACUCUGUCAGCGUGCUCUCGGGGUCGCUGGGCUCCUUCCCCGACGACGUCAGCUCGCUCGGCUCCGAUUCCGAGCUGGGGGGUCCCGCCUUCCGCCGCACCGACCGCUACGGCUUCCUGGGGGGGCAGCCAGUACUGCGAGACGCCGGAGACCUCGGUGCCGGUGGAGGUGGCGCGGCAGCGGGAGCUGAAGUGGCUGGAGAUGUUUUCGCAUUGGGACAAAUGGCUGACGAGGCGCUACCAGAAGGUGAAGCUGCGCUGCAGGAAGGGAAUCCCGUCGUCGCUCCGCGCCCGCGCCUGGCAGCUGCUCUCCGCCAGCCACGACCUGCAGCUCCGGCACCCGGGGCUCUUCCAGGAACUGGAGCGGCAGCCCGGCGAGGCUCGCUGGUUGGACGCCAUAGAGAAGGAUUUGCACCGCCAGUUCCCCUUCCACGAGAUGUUCGCCGCCCGGGGGGGGCACGGGCAGCAGGACCUGUACCGGGUGCUGAAGGCUUACACCGUGCUGCGGCCCCACGAGGGUUACUGCCAGGCCCAGGCGCCCGUGGCCGCCGUGCUGCUCAUGCACAUGCCUGCCGAGGCGGCGUUCUGGUGCUUGGUGCAGAUCUGCGACCGCUACCUGCCCGGUUACUACAGCGCGGGGCUGGAGGCGGUGCAGCUGGACGGCGAGGUUUUCGGCGCCCUCCUUCGGCGCGUGGCUCCGGCCGCUCACCGUCACCUGCGGCGGCACCGCGUGGAGCCGGCGCUGUACCUCACCGAAUGGUUCAUGUGCAUCUUCGCACGCAGCCUGCCCUGGGCCGCCGUGCUGCGAGUCUGGGACAUGUUCUUCUGCGAAGGGGUGAAGGUGAUGUUCCGUGUGGGGCUGGUGCUGCUCCGCCUGGCUUUGGGGUCCCCCGAAAAGCUGCGCAGCGCCCAGGGGAUGUUUGAGACCAUGGAGCUCCUGCGCAGCGUCCCGCCGCCGGGCCUCCAUGAGGACGUGCUGGUGCACCAGGUGACGUCCCUGCCGGUGUCGGAGGCGCUGAUCGAACGCGAGCGUGGGGCGCAGCGACGGCGCUGGACCGAAACCAGGGGGGAGAUGAUGAGGCCACCCCCCCCCCAACGAGGCCCCUAUGGGGCCAGGGGGGUCCGCAUGCAUCAGGGGGAGCCCUGAACGGUGGGUUUGAUUGACAGCUGGGAGUGAUGGAUGGGUCCCAUCAACGGUGCAGACCGGAUGCAGUUUGAUUGACAGCUCCGUGUGAUUGACAGCACAGUGUGAUUGACAGCUCUGCAGCCAGCUGGGCUUUGACUGACACAUCAGCCGCCUUUUGAUUGACAGCUCCAUUUGAUUGACAGCUGUGAUUGACAGCUCCAUUUGAUUGACAGCUGUGAUUGACAGCACCAGCGACGGCGGGGUUGGAUGAUGGACAGCUGCGUCUGGUUGACAACUGUCAGUGAUUGAUUGACAGCUGUCACUGAUUGAUUGACAGCUCCUAUAGACUGAUUGGUUGACAGCUGUGCUCAUGGUUGAUUGACAGCACUCUUUGAUUGACAGCUUCUCUCCUUGCCCUCCCCUGUGAUUGACAGCUCUAUUUCACAACCCAGAUUGAUUGACAGCCCGGUGUGAUUGACGGCCUCGAUUGAUUGACAGUCCAUUUUGAUUGACAGCUCCAUGUGAUUGACAAGCAGUUCUGAUGACAGUCAGCUUUGAUUGACAGCCCUGAUGGACAUCUUCAAUUGAUUGACAGAUGACUGAGAGCCCUCUUUGAUUGACAUCCCUCUUUGAUUGACAGCCCCGUUUGAUUGUCAGCCCUGAUUGAUUGACAGCCCAUGUUGAUUGACUGCCCUGUUUGAUUGGCAGCCCUGAUCGAUUGUGAGUCCUGAUUGAUUGACUGCUAUGAUUGAUUGACAGUCUAGUUUGAUUGACAUUCCAGAUUGAUUGACUGCCCUGUUUGAUUGACAGCACAGAUUGAUUGACAAACAAGAAUGAUUGACAGCCCCGUUUCAUUGACAGCUGUGUUUGGUUGACAGCCGUGUUUGAUUGGCUGUCCUGAUUGAUUGACAGCCCGGUUUGAUUGACAGCCAGAUUGAUGGACAGCGCUGUCUGAUUGGCAGCCUUGAUAGAUUGGGAGCCCGGUUUGAUUGACAGCUAGGAAUGAUUGACAGCCCUGUUCGAUUGGCAGCCUUGAUAGAUUGAGAGCCCGGAUUGAUUGACAGUUAUGAUUGAUUGACAGCCCUGUUUGAUUGACAGCCCUGAUAUCCAGUUCAGUUUGAAUGACAGGUGGGUUUGAUAGUCAGCUAUGAUUGAUUGACAGCUAUGAUUGAUUGACAGCCCUGAUUGACAGCCUUGAUACCCAGCUGUUUGAUUGACAGCCGGUUUUGAUUGACAGCUCUGUUUGACUGACGGUCCUGUUUGAUUGACAGUUGGGUUUGAUUGACAGCCCAUUGAUUGCCAUUUCCCGGAGCUCUCAUUAACGCCGGCCGUUAAUUGCCGUUAACGGCCCCAUUUGCCGUGCCCUUAAUUAGCCCCUCCCCCCCGGCCUUGAUUGACAACUCGCUAAUUAGCGACCCGCUCGAUUGAUCUUAAUUAACAUCUCAUUAAUGAUGGAUUGACGUCUCGUUAAUUAGCUCCUCGUUAAUGAUCCAUGCCUGUCGGUUGGCGUCUCGUUAAUUAACAUCUCGUUAAUGAUG